Colletotrichum phormii is the source of this 1734-nucleotide messenger RNA. Its product is annotated as delta 1-pyrroline-5-carboxylate dehydrogenase-like protein. NCBI's taxonomy places the organism in Eukaryota, Fungi, Ascomycota, Sordariomycetes, Glomerellales, Glomerellaceae. Bases 1 to 1734 code for a protein of 577 amino acids. The record is from RefSeq and is a predicted model, not a curated record. The transcript has 7 exons. Gene Ontology annotation, molecular function: L-glutamate gamma-semialdehyde dehydrogenase (NAD+) activity. Gene Ontology annotation, cellular component: mitochondrial matrix.
AUGUCCGUCUCUUUAGUACGAGGUCUCUCGACCCCUUUUCAAAAGGCAGGCCGACUUACAGUGUCACCCACUCUCUUGAGAGUCAUCUCUCGGCCUCUCGAUAGAAGCAUCAGGGGUUUUGGCACAUUCAAGGCACCUCCAGUCCGCAACGAGCCCAAUGGCUCAGUCGAGCGUCAAAAGCUCCAAGAUGCGAUUUCCCGGCUGAAGAGCAGCCUUCCCAUUCGAGUCCCCUCCUUGGCACCUGAAAUCACAAAUGCAAAGUCCGUGUUGGCCAAACAAUACCUGCCCAGCGAUCACUCUGUCGCCUUGGCCGAACAUGCCCAGACAACCCCCGAGCAGGUAUCCAUGGCCAUUGAUAGGGCACUAGAAGCCAAGCCCGCGUGGGAAAACACGUCUUUCAAGGACAGAGCUGCAGUGUUUCUCCGAGCGGCGGAGCUUAUCGCGGGAAAGUACCGAUACGACAUCAUGGCUGCGACGAUGCUCGGGCAAGGGAAGAAUAUUUGGCAGGCGGAGAUUGACUCAGCGGCUGAGAGCUGCGACUUUUUACGUUUCAAUGUUCAUUAUGCAGCUCAGCUGUAUAACCAGCAGAACACACUGACUGACGCUGGAAUCAUGAACCGAACAGAAUACCGGCCGCUAGAGGGCUUCGUCUACGCCAUCAGCCCCUUCAACUUCACCGCCAUCGGCGCCAACCUGACCGUCGCCCCCGCCAUCAUGGGCAACGUCGUCCUCUGGAAGCCCUCCGACUACGCCCUCUACUCGAGCUACCUCCUCCAAAAGAUCUUUGAAGAGGCCGGCCUGUCCGCCAACGUGAUCCAGUUCCUCCCCGGCGAGCCCGAGGCAAUCACUUCGGCCGUCCUCGGCCACCCCCAAUUCGCAGCGCUCCAUUUCACCGGAUCCACGGACGUCUUCCGUCAGCUGUACGGCAAGAUCGGGGACGGCGUCGCCUCGGGCAGGUAUGAGAGCUACCCGCGCUUGAUCUGUGAGACGGGCGGCAAGAACUUCCACCUGGUGCACGGCAGCGCCGAUGUUCGGAAUGCCGUGGUGAAUACUGUCCGGGACGCCUUUGAGUAUCAGGGGCAAAAGUGCUCUGCGACGUCGCGUCUCUAUGAUAUGCUCCUGCGGGAAACGAAGGGCCUCAAGGUUGGCUCCCCUGAGCAAGUCGACAACUUCAUCGGACCCGUCAUCCACGAGCGUUCGUGGACAAAACUCCGAGACGUAAUCGAAGAGGCCAAAAAGGACACUACGAUCGAGCUGCUAGCCGGUGGUCACACGGACAACAACCAGGGCUGGUUCGUCUCACCGACCAUCUUCCAGACCAACGACCCCCAGCACAAACUCAUGAAGAAUGAACUCUUUGGCCCGAUCCUCACCGUCCACGUCUACCCCGACGCAAAGUACGCGGAAAUUCUCCCCGUCAUCGACUCCACGACGCAGUACGGAUUGACGGGCGCCGUCUUCGCCCGCGAUCAAAGCGCGAUCGAGGCGGCGGAGAAGGGGUUGCGCCAUGCGGCUGGAAACUUUUACGUCAACAGCAAGAGCAGCGGCGCUGUUGUCGGGCACCAGCCGUUUGGAGGCGGUCGUGCGAGCGGGACCAAUGACAAGGCUACCAGCAUCAAUCUUUUGACGCGCUUUACCAGCAUGAGGAGUAUGAAAGAGGACUUUGUUGGCGCAGAUACUGUCUUAUGUUUUUUCCCGGCUGCUGGUGUGGCUGUCGUUGUACACCUUACUUAA